AUGAAGCGGAACAAAUCAGUAGCUUUGGCUAAGAGCAAGACGCAAAAGUGUGUUGGUGACGAGCCACCAUGCCAAAACCCAUUGAAAUCGGCUGCCUUGGUCGAAUUUACAUUAUUUUCGAAGCUGCCGCCGGAACUCAAAUUGUUGAUUUGGGAGUUUGCUUUCUGGAGACCUCGGACUAUUCAAAUAAAGGCCCCAUAUAUACCCGUGUACGAUAAUUCUCUUGCGGGCUACUUACGAGAAAGGCAUCCGGUUGGGGUCCCAUUAAUAUUCCAUGUCAAUCACGAAACUCGGGAUUUUGCCAAUAGGAUUUUUGAGAAAGUAUCGUCGGUCACUUCCACAGACACACCCACAGCUUUUAUUCACAUCAAUCCCGCUAUCGAUAUCCUGUCUCUCGCGCAUCGUGGCUUUUCCCAAGCAUUGAGGCCAAUACUGGAAAAGUACCCAGCCUGGGGAAAAACAAAACAUGUCGCGGUCCGAACCCCCAAAGGUGGCUGGGGAAUCAAGCUUAUAUGUGAUUUCUUUCCAAACGUGGAGCAAAUUACCGUUCAGACUAUCACUGGAGGGUUUUAUGGCGAUAGCGGACGCGGGCGGAGGAAGUGGUGGGUUGAGAAACUCAAAUGGAGUUGGAAGCAAAAAUACGGCAGAAAACUUACAGCCAAAGUAACGAUGACGGAUGUAAUUUCACUUGAAGCAGGGCAUACGGUAUUUCACGAGUUUGAGUGGAGUUCGAGCUUGUCCGAGCAACCUUGCACAAUGACCCAUUUCUAUGAGAAUGAUUCUUAA
Molecule: messenger RNA, 786 nt
Organism: Glarea lozoyensis ATCC 20868
Lineage: Eukaryota; Fungi; Ascomycota; Leotiomycetes; Helotiales; Helotiaceae
Exons: 1
Coding region: 1-786 (261 amino acids)
Source: RefSeq, a predicted model, not a curated record